Molecule: messenger RNA, 3846 nt
Organism: Acanthosepion pharaonis
Lineage: Eukaryota; Metazoa; Mollusca; Cephalopoda; Sepiida; Sepiidae
Source: the annotation of a GenBank genome assembly
AUGUUUCUUUUCUUUUUUUGUCUAUUUUCUUUCUUUAACAUGUUUCUUUUCUUUUUCUUCUUUCUUUGUAUACUUCUUGUUUCCUUUUUCCUUUUAAUUGUUUUCUUUUUCGCUUUUACUUCCUCCUUUGUAUACUUCCGUUUUAGUGUUUCCUUUUUCCUUUUAAUUGUUUUCUUUUUUCACUUUUUCUUCUUUCUUUGUAUACUUCCUGUUUCCUUUUUCCUUUUAAUUGUUUUCUUUUUCGCUUUUACUUCCUUCUUUGUAUACUUCCGUUUUAGUGUUUCCUUUUUCCUUUUAAUUGUUUUCUUUUUUCACUUUUUCUUCUUUCUUUGUAUACUUCCUGUUUCCUUUUUUCCUUUUAAUUGUUUUCUUUUUACACUUUUUCUUCUUUCUUUGUAUACUUCCUGUUUCCUUUUUCCUUUUAAUUGUUUUUUUCGCUUUUUCUUAAUUAUUUUCUUCCCUCUUCUUCUUUGUUGCUUUAUUUUUCUUUUGUUUCUUUUUCUAGUGUCCUUUCUUUAUUUUUGUUUCUAUUUUCCUGCCUCUUGUUUGUUUUAUUCCUUUUUCUUUUUUCUUUUUCUUCCUCCUAUACUUUCUUUUCUUGCUUCUUUUUUCUUUCUUUAUUAUCUUCUUUUUUCUCUUUCACUUUUCAUUUUCAUUUUCUUAUGUUUCUUGAUUUAUUAUUCUUAUUAUUUUUUCUUGUUUAUUUUUAUCACUUUCUUUUCUUUAGUUUUAUUGCUUCUCUUUUCUCUUUCAUUUCAUUCUUUUCCUUUCAUCAUUUUCUUGAACAUGUUUCUUUUUUCUUCCUUCCUUCCUUUCUUUUCAUCUCUUUCUUUUCUCUUGUUUUAUUGUUUGCCUUUUCUCGUUCAUUUUUCUUUUCUUUUUUUCUUUGAAUUUUUUUUACAUGAUUUUUUAUUUUUUGGUUAUUUUUUACUUUUGUCUGUUUUCUGUGUUUUUAUUGUUUCACAUUUUUCUUUAUUUUCUUUUUCUUUGAUGUGUUUCUUUUUGGCUUCGUUUCUUUUUUUAUUCCUGAUUCUUUUCUCUCUUUUACCGUUAUUUUAUCUCCAGUUUUUGCUUCUUUCUUUUUCUUUCUUUCUUUUAUGUGCUUCUUUUUGUUUCGUUUCUUUUUUGUCCUGGUUCUUUUCCCUCUUUUACCGUUAUUUUAACUUCAGUUUUAUAAUUCUGUCUUUUUCUUUUUUUCCUUUAUGUGUUUAUUUUGGUUUCGUUUCUUUAUUUUCCUGUUUUUUUUUCUCUUUCUUUUAUCUUUUGUUUCUUUUUCUUUGUUUCUUUUAUGUGUUUCUUUUUUGUUUCGUUUCUUUUUUUCCUGUUUUUUUUUCUUUCUUUUAUCGUUAUUUUAUCUCCAGUUUUUCUUUCUUCUUUCUUUUUCUUUCUUUCUUUAAUGUCUUUCUUUUUGGUUCCGUUUCAUUUUUGUCCUGGUUCCUUUUCUUUCUUUUACCGUUAUUUUAUCGACAAUUUCGUUUCUUUUAUGCACUGGUUCUUUUCUUUCUUUUAGCGUUAUUUUAUCUCAGUUUUUUUCCCUCUUUCUUUUUCUUUGUUUCUUUUUGGUUUCGUUUCUUUUUUGUCCUGGUUCCUUUUCUUUCUUUUACCGUUAUUUUAUCUACAGUUUGUUUGCUUCUUUCUUUUUCUUAUUUUUUUUUCUGUUUCUUUUUAGUUUCGUUUUUCUUUUUUUUUCCUUGUUCAUUGUCUUUCUUUUACUGUUAUUUUAUCUCCAGUUUUUUGCUUAUUGCUUUUUCUUUAUUUCUUUUAUGUGUUUCUUUUUGGUUUCGUUUCUUUUUUUGUCCUGGUUCUUUUCUCUCUUUUACCGUUAUUUUAUCUCUACUUUUCUUGCUUCUUUCUUUUUCUUUAUUUCUUUUAUGUGUUUCUUUUUGGUUUCGUUUCUUUUUUGUCCUGAUUUCUUUUUCUUUCUUUUACUGUUUUAUUUUUAUCUCAGGUUUUUUGUUUCUAUCUUUUUCUUUUUUUCUUUCAUCCCUUUUUUCCUCUUUCACUUUUCUCACUUUUUUCUUUUCUUCUUCUUUUCUCUUCUUCUUUUCUUCUUCUAGUUCUCACUUUUCUUCUUUUCUUCUUCUUCUUCUAGUUCUCACUUUUUCUUUUCUUCUUCUAGUUCUCACUUUUCUUCUUCUUCUUCUUCUUCUAGUUCUCACUUUUCUUCUUCUUCUUGUUCUUCUUCUAGUUCUCCCUUUUCUUCUUCUUCUUCUUCUUCUAGUUCUCACUUUUUCUUUUCUUCUUCUUUUCUCUUCUUCUUUUCUUCUUCUAGUUCUCACUUUUCUUCUUCUUUUUCUCUUCUUCUUUUCUUCUUCUCACUUUUCUUCUUCUUCUUCUUCUAGUUCUCACUUUUUCUUUUCUUCUUUUCUCUUCCUCUUUUCUUCUUCUAGUUCUCACUUUUCUUCUUCUUCUUCUUCUUCUUCUUCUAGUUCUCACUUUUUAUUUUCUUCUUCUUUUCUCUUCUUCUUUUCUUCUUCUAGUUCUCACUUUUCUUCUUCUUCUUCUUCUUCUUCUAUUCUCUUCUUCUUUUCUUCUUCUUCUUCUUCUUCUUCUAGUUCUCACUUUUCUUUUUCUUUUCUUCUUUUCUCUUCUUCUUUUCUUCUUCUAGUUCUCCUUUUCUUAUUCUUCUUCUUCUUCUUCUUCUAUUCUCACUUUUUCUUUUCUUCUUCUUUUCUCUUCUUCUUUUCUUCUUCUAGUUCUCACUUUUCUUCUUCUUCUUCUUCUUCUUCUAGUUCUCCCUUUUCUUCUUCUUCUUCUUCUUCUUCUUCUUCUAUUCUCACUUUUCUUUUUCUUCUUCUUCUUCUUCUUCUUCUUCUAGUUUUCACUUUUCUUCUUCUUCUUCUUCUAGUUCUCACUUUUUUCUUUUCUUCUUCUUUUCUCUUCUUCUUUUCUUCUUCUAGUUCUCAUUUUCUUCUUCUUCUUCUUCUUCUAUUCUUCUUUUUCGUCUUCUUCUUCGUCGUCUUUUUUCUUCUUCUUCUUCUUUUUUGUCUUCAUCGUCUUUUUUCUUCUUCUUCUUUUUUGUCUUCAUCGUCUUUUUUCUUCUUCUUCUUCUUCUUCUUCUUCUUUUUCUUCUUCGUCGUAUUCUUCUUCUUUGUCUUCUUCUUCUUCGCCUUUUUCUUCCUUUUCUGCAUUAUUCAUUAUCUUGUUUUUUCAUUGUUCUAUUUUUUUCACCAAUAUUUUUUUCUUCUUUUUUCAUAUCCAUUAUUAAAAUUUCUUCUUCGUGUUUUUCUUUCACAUUUCCUUCUUUGGUCCUCCUUCUUUUAUCCAUUCUUUUCUUCCGCUUUAAUUUCUCUUUCUUUACUUCCUUCAUAUCUUUUCAUUCUUCUUCUUCUUUUCGAAUUCCUUCAUUUCAAUACGUCAUUUUCCUUCAAAUUCUAUUUCCAUUACCUGUACAUGUUUUUUUUUAAUUUUCUUUCAAUUAUCUCCUUCUUUUUUUUCAAUUGUUUACUUCGUCAUUUCAUUCAGUAUUUUUCAUUCGCCUUGAUUUUCUUUUCUUUUUUUCAUUUUUCUUCAUCUUCAGCUUUCCAGCCAUUUUCUCUUUCAAUCUUUCUUCACUUUUCCCGCCACACACGUUUCACUCUUUCUUUUUAUCUCACCACUCCCUCACUAAUCCCUUUCUCGUUCCAUUUCUUCACUCAUCGUUACCCGCCAUUUAAUCUCUUCUUAUUUCUUUUCCUAUCACAAAUACAGCCCCACCAUUUCCUCACAACGAAUUCUACCAGGUCAUAUCACCCUUCUUUUCUUCACCCGAACGACACCGAUCUCUCGGUGGCAGCAAUGAAAGCUCUGGCUGUCGGAUUUAAACCCUUCAACGCAAUAUUCAUUUUUUUUUCCUUUCAAAGAUGA